GUAUUAAAAUCGUUUAACCCAGAGUAGGCUCAAGUAGAGUAGAGCAGAGCAGAGGAGGGAGCAGGAGGGUAGGGUAGGGAUGGGGACCCUAAGGUAGGGUAGACUAGGUUUGGGUAGGGUAGAGUAGAGUAGAGUAGAGUAAAGAAGGUAGAGCGGAGCGGAGCAGAAAAGAUUGCUUGUUCAGUAUCGCAAUGUAACUUUUUUCCAAAGACACAAAGAUGAAAAUGAAUAGCCUAAGUAUAUCCAAAAAGUCCCCUGAUGAGGUCUCCGUGCUCUUCGAUCGGUGCUACGGUAUCUAUGCCACUUUAUAUCAAGUCCCCUGACGUAGCAGUAUGGUGGCCUGGUGGGGAAAGUGAUGACAGAUACAAACGACAUACGUCUCAUAUUCUGCUGUGAUAACUCUCAUCCCGUUUGCGGAAAAAGGCCUGCAGUACUAAUGGAUUUUUGUUUUUCAAUAAACAAAACUAGCCAUGUUUAUGCUCAUAUUGUGCUUGCAGUUGGUCAACAACCCAUAUCCCUUUUUAAAGAAUCAUUAAAAACCACCCCGAAUGAAGUGAAGCGCACACUAAAAGACGCGUGAAUUACGCCCAGACCACUGAACCUAUUGCUCGCACUGAGAGAGAAAGGAAAUGUUAGUUUUAAUGGCAUUUCCUAGAGGAGAAAAGAGGCAGAAACAGCCAUAUACAUCGUGAAAAGGCCAUUUUAAUAAAUUUGAUUCAUUUUGCGACGGUAGCGUUGCCUGCGCUUUGGAAAAUACCCGUGGACAGAUCGUGUAUUCCUAAACGACGUACAGUUUCGCAGCUGUGGAACCGUUUGCUACUGGGCACGAGCAAGUUUACCAAGGAAAAAAAGCGCGGGUUCUUUUCCCUCAAUAUUGUUUUGUUUUCGUUGGAGAAUGUCACAGUUCUUUUGAGUGACUCAAACGUAGUAUAAAGAACGUAUUUUUCGACAGAAUUAUCAGUUACUUUGACUUGGAGAAAACGCGGUCGACAAUGUGGUCCUUCUCAUUCUCGGCCAUGUUGUCAUGUUGAACCAUGUGACAUUUGUGACAUUUUCAAGGAUAACAGUUUUUACACCAGCUGAAGAUGGGAGCAUCGAGCGAUGACCAAGAUGAACUGCCGCUGAGUUUGUCAACGAAAAAACGUCGCUGCCUGAAAAGAUCACGCUUAUCUUCCGACUCUGAUGAUGAUAAAAGAAAGACCAGAUCAUCGAGGAAACAACUGAACAACUCAAGCAAGGAAAGUGAUGACAAUGAAGGCUGUGGAAGUGAACAGUUGAACCCAACGCCCUCACAGACCCCUCGCAGCUCAGAACGGUUGCGAAGGAAAUCUUUGCAAUCAUUCUCUUUGCCAAGCAGGGAAAAAGUACUAGACGCCAUAACACCCAAAGGCAAAACCCUUUGUAGUCAGCAGAAAGUAAAGACGUUAAAAAGAAAACUGGUCAACAACUUUCUGAGAGAGCGUUCUUCAUAUGUCAGCCGUGGAGAGGGUCGUUAUGACUCAGAUGAUAGUGGAAUGUCUGAUUUCAUAAACGAUGAUUCAGAGGAGGAUGAAGAAGAUGAUACAGACUCCAGUGCGGAGAUUAACCAGAGUUGUGACAGCAACAAGAAAGACUCGGGAGUAUGCAGUGUAGAAGUCAAUAAAAAGAGACACAAGGAAAGAGCAGUGCUUAGCUCAGAAGAAGAAAAUCAAAAAUCUCGUGGAAGUGACAAUGAUAAUGUGCUUUUGUCAGAACUGGUGGAUGAAAAAAGAGCAAGAAAGAAAGUGACUCCAACUGCUGCUGAUCCAAAUUACAGUGAGUCAGAGGAGGAGUUUACUCCAAAACUCAAAACAGCGAACAAAAGAAGGAAAAUCAUUGAGUGUAGUGACUCAGAUGAAGAAAGUCAAUCUGCAAAACAGGAAAGGAAACUGAAAGAUGUUAAUGAUGAGAGGAAAAACUCUGACAGUGAUGAUGAACUGUCAAAGAAUUCUCCAGCUAAAUCUGCCUCUUUGAGGCCACGCUCAAGGCGUCUGCAACACCUUUCACAGAAACAUGAAGACAAACAUCGCAAAACAUUUGACUCUUUAUUAAAGAAAAGACAAACAGCAAAACUGGAUCCAAAAGAGAGACAUGCAAAGAAACAAUUGUCAAGAGAUAGUGAUGAAUCUGAAAGCAGUGAUGCAUCUAGGUUAGAGGAAGAGCUGGAUCCUCUAAAAGAGGCUGAUGCAUGCUUUGAAAUGCACAGCAGUGAACUUGAGGAAGAUGAUGAUGAUAGAGACUUCAUAGUCAAAGAUGGAGAGACUUCUGAUGAAGGAAUGAAUUCUGAUGGUGCAUCACAGUUUCUUAAGCUUCUAGACACGUUUACAGGCAAGCAACAGGAUGAAGAAGUUGCAUGUAAUGAAAUGAAAGAUGUUCCUUAUGGCAGUGAGGACACUCAUUUCAGAAGGCGAAGAAAAAGAAGGAAAAGGAAAAAGGAGAGGAAAGCAUCAAAAUGGAGGCGCAUCAAGAUGGAGGAUGACAGUGACGAUACUGAUGCCAAUGAUACAGCAGUCAGCGACGUGUGUAAUAGAUAUCCACCUCUUCAUGCUGCUGUUCUUGAAAAUGAUGUGCCUUUGGUGAGUAAGCUGAUAAAAAAAGAUCCCGAUUGCGUUUAUGAAAUUGGGUACAGAAAGAGAACGGCCUUACAUUUGGCAGCAUUAGAAGGCAAAGUGGAACUAGUGAAACUUCUUCUUUACCAUGGUGCCGAUCGAACUGCUGUGGAUUGCUAUCAUCUUUCAGCCAUUGCUUAUGCUCUGGAUGGACAUCCAGAAUGUGUUCAGCUGUUACUUGAUCACACAAACAUUAAGAAUAUUAAUAAGAGUAUGACAAACAAUCUGCAAGAAAUGAACUUGUUACACUUUGCUAUUGGGGAAACAAGAGAUGGCUUGAAUUGCCAUGACCGAGCAAGAUGCCUGGAACUUCUGUUUAGUAGAGACAAGAAGACCUCUACAAAGCUUCUAAGACAAAGUGAUGUUAGGAAAUUUUUCCCUUUGGCUGCAGCUGUAUUUGCCGGACAACAUGAGUGUGUCCAAGUCUUGCUUAGGAUGGGUGCAGAUGCUACGGCUUGUAAGACAGAUGAUGGAGGAAAUAUCCUGCAUUUUGCUGUAGAAUGUGCAUCUCAUUUUAAAGGAACAUGGCCAGCAACCAAGGACACUUCACAGUGCCUGAGAGAACUUCUAAAGAAAACAAAACUUCUGAUUGACCAGCCUGAUGACAAUGGUUUCACUCCACUAAUGUAUGCCUGUGAGAGUGGGGAUGCCAAAAGUGUCAAGCUGUUGCUGGAAAAUGGUGCUUCACUCAAAUGUGUGGACAGUCAUGGUACCUCAAGCCUUCAUCUAGCUGCAAUGUCAGGGGACACUGAGUGUGUCCAGUUACUGCUCAACUUUGGACACCAGGUUGAUUGUGUUGACAAAUGUGGUUGGCCACCACUACUUUAUGCCAACUUCAAGGCUCACGAGAGCUGCGUGCUAGCGCUUAUGAAGCCCAAACCAGAGCAGGUGUUUGUGUUGGGAACAUUGUUAAGAAAAGCAAGGAAUGAGUUGGACAAAAAAAGAACGGUCAAGGUUGUCAAGAAUGUGCUUGUUUCUCUGGCAAACCAUGAUGCCUACUACACAGUCUUCAAUGACUUCAUUCGGCAAAAUCCUGAAAUGCUGGAUGAGAACAACUAUGGUCUUCUACAGCACAUCUGGAGGGCCAUCCUGGAUUUUGAUAAUAAGAGAAGGUGGUUCGUCAAGAAGCUGUCACAGAUAAGAGGAAGUGGCCCAUAUAGCUGGGCAUUUGAAAGUAUAUCCCUGGACAUUGACAGAGAAAAUGUGCUAGGCAGUGCUAUAAACCAGAUGGGCAGAACACUUGGACAUGCACUGCGAAACAGAUCAUUGCACGUUACUUUUAAGAAUGAACCUGGUAUAUGCACUGGUCCUAAGAGGGAAUUCUUUGCUUGCUUCUGUAAAGAUGUUAUUGAUCCUAAACGUGGCCUCUUUAUAGUCACAGAUGAUACUCAGUACAGUCCAGUGCCAAAUGCUUACUUUGCUAAAUAUGUCAACAAAGAAACACAGCAGGAUUCUUCACAGAACACUACAACUCAGCCAGUUACAUCAGUUAAAGAAGCACAUCCAUCAGCCGAGUGUACAGAUGAAGAAUUAAUGACAGCAUUGUCGCAGGCUGAAGAGCUUGCCGAAACUACAGCAAACACCAGUCAUGAUGAUGCAGAGCGAAUCAAUGAAGAUAGUCAGGCAAUUCAUCAGGCAAGCAAUCUGUUGUCUGACGUACACCGUGAAACAGAGAAUCAUGAUGUAAGCCCGCCUGGAGAGAAGCAGACUAAUUCAGGCAGUAGCGUAUCAGGAGAAGGCGCAACGUUAGUUGAUGAGGAGAUGAAUAUAAAAUUGUCUAGUCAAGUUGCGUCUGGUGAGAGAGCGGAAGAAAGCAAUGAGACAAGUGCUUCAGAUGAAGCACACAAUGGUACAUCUCACAGCAGUGGACAAGAUUCAUCUAGUGCCAGCAGUAUUGAUCGUGGGGAUACAACGUGGAUAUCUUGUAUGGAACGUAGCAGUGGAGACAAGGCCAUUACGAAUUUGUCCUUGCGUUCCAAACUCAAGCAGCUUCGCUUCAUUGGCCGCAUGACAGGAUUUGCCAUUUGCCAGGACUUGCUUCUUGAUCUCCAUCUGUCUAAACCAUUUGUGAAGCAGAUCCUUGGAAUCCCAUUAUCUCACCCAGAUGACCUGAGUUCUUUUGAUUACGAGCUUCACAAGAAUGCAGUGACCUGGGUACAGGAGAACAGCGUGAAUGACCUUGAUUUGUCAUUUAGUGUGGAUGCACUGAAUCCGUGGAAUUCCAAACCUGUUACAAUCGAUCUUACUGAUGACAGCGACAAGAAACUUACAGAUGAUAACAAGGAAGAAUACACCAAACUUGUGUCCCAGUUUAAGCUGGAGACAUCGAUAAAGGAUGAAGUUGCGGAAUUUUCCGGAGGACUUAAUGAGGUUAUUCCUCGUGAUUUCCUGUCCCUGUUUACAGCCGAUGAAUUUUCACUCUUGAUUAAUGGAGUCACUAAACUGGAUGUGGAAGACUGGAAGAAACACACUGUGUACAAGGCAUGCACGGUGGAACAUGACGUCAUUCAGUGGUUCUGGAAUGUAGUGUGGCAGUUAAAGGAAGAAGAAAAAGCUUUGCUGAUGAAGUUUUCCACUGGCUCGCCGUGUGUUCCUCUUGGUGGUUUUGCUGCUCUAACGGGUUUGUCGGGACCUACAAAAUUCACCAUCCUGAAGACCGAAGGACUCAACAAAAUUCCAAUGGCAUCCACUUGUUUCAACAUGUUAAAACUAACCAGCUACAGUUCUGAGAAGCAGCUCAAGGAUAAGCUGUUGAUUGCGAUACGACACGGUGCCGAGGGCUUCUCAUUUUCAUGACCCAGUUACAGACUCUGCUUCACAAAGCGUGAUAGAAGAAACAGUGAGAUCUCAAAAAACUUUGCUUUGCCAGCAAUGAUUGAAAUUGACGCGAAAGACAGGGUGCUGAGGGACUCUCCUUUAGAUGAGUUACAGAUCCAGCUGUACAGAUCAUAACAGACUGAGGCAUUGAAAGGGUAUUUUUUUUUUUUCAAUUAUGAACUGAUUGCCGCGAUUCGACACGAUGAUGAGGUGUUCUCGUGUGCGUGAUCUGCUUCCAGCUUUACAGAACAUGAUCGUGUGGUUGCUGGAUCCAAAAACGACAUUGAUUUUGUUGUUUUGUUUUUGUCUUUUCUUCCACUUAUUUAUUGGUUAUCAAACAACGUCGUGAGUAAUUGACAAAACUCGAUCACAACUAAAGAAAGGACAUUGGCUUAACUUGCAAUUGCUGAAUUGAGCAAAAAUGUGGACGUUAGCACGUGCAGAUGUUUAAGGUAGUGAAUAAUUCCUAAAGGUGCAGUUGCACUAGACAAAUUUUCGCGCUUGCUUGUCUCACUACUGAGGUGCUACACAAAUUGCACAAGGCGUUGCCCACGGUAAAGCCCCCCUGAAAUGGUCAUGUCUCUAACGUUUUGUCGCUGCAAGCAUUGCUGUGCAACACAACAAACAUGCCAUACAAAUUACCUGGUGUCAUGUGUAACAGAGCCUAAUAAUUAUUUGUUUAUCACAAUUUGGUACGCUGCAUUGAGGUUUUUGAAAUCUGGAUUUUUCUCUAAUAUUAAGACAGGCGGCGUGGAUUUACCACACGACCAUUAGCGUGAUCAGAAGCCAACAAUUCAGAAAAACAGGUUUACACCGCAAUUUGCUAUUGUGAAUUACUAGACCGAAAGAGACUGCAAUACCGCCAAUGUUAGUGGGUUUGGUAUUGUUUUGUUUGCUGUUUGUUUUUUGUAUCAAACCCUUGUGGUAAACGUCGAUCAAAUAAAUAGACGGAUUCGGCUAAUGUGUUUACAUCCUUGGUGCUACCCAAUAACGAAGCGCGUUAAGUCUAAAAAUAGAAUGCAUAUUAUUGGAACCCCGCGAGAGUCAGACAACAUAAGCGUUUUCUGAGAGAAAU
Molecule: messenger RNA, 6519 nt
Organism: Orbicella faveolata
Lineage: Eukaryota; Metazoa; Cnidaria; Anthozoa; Scleractinia; Merulinidae
Biological process (GO): protein polyubiquitination; ubiquitin-dependent protein catabolic process
Cellular component (GO): cytoplasm; nucleus
Molecular function (GO): ubiquitin protein ligase activity; protein binding
Source: RefSeq, a predicted model, not a curated record